This is a messenger RNA of Ambispora leptoticha, 1258 nucleotides long. Lineage: Eukaryota; Fungi; Glomeromycota; Glomeromycetes; Archaeosporales; Ambisporaceae. The record is from the annotation of a GenBank genome assembly.
UACUUUGCCACACAUUAUACGUUCUUUUCAUCUGAAAUUCGUGUCCAGUUAAGGAAAACGAACGACUCGAGUAGUGGCAGUGGAAGUAACAAUAACAGCAGCAAUGGUAAAUCUGGUGGUGGUAGCUCGAAAUCAUCGGGAAAGAACUCGGCCGCUUCCUCUUCAAAUACAAGCAACAAUAAUGAUACCUCAGGUUCAACACCCACAAUUGUAGUGGUAACUGCAGAACAGAGGCAGGCACUUGCUCAGGCUGGUGUAGAUGCAGCAGCCCCCCUCUCACCUGCUAGUAACCAUAAGUCUCAUUCAAAAGAUGAACCUCCCAAAAGAGAUCCAUUGAACCGUUUAAAAAAUACGCCAAAGGAUGUCAUACCACUCAGUAAAGCACCACGACGGCAGAGAUCCUCGAGGUUCCAUGUCACGGAAAAAGUGGAAUUGGAAAAGUUGCCAAAUUUUAACGAGGUUCCGCUUGAUAAGAGACAAGACCUUUUUCUAAAAAAGCUCGGUCAAUGUGCUGUUAUUUUCGAUUUUAACGAUGCAAGCGCCGAACUAAAAGGAAAAGAGAUAAAACGUGCCACUUUAACGGAACUUUUAGAGUACAUAACUACAACUCGAGGAGUUAUUACUGAACCAAUAUAUCCUGAAGUGGUUUCCAUGUUUGCCAUUAACCUCUUUCGAACGAUACCACCACAAGUUAAUCCAAUUGGAGAUGCCUUUGACCCCGAAGAAGAUGAACCUGUGCUUGAACUUGCUUGGCCACACCUUCAAAUUGUUUAUGAAUUUUUCCUAAGGUUUAUUGAAUCUCCUGAAUUCGAUACUAAUAUCGCAAAAAAAUAUAUAAAUCCACAAUUUAUAUUGCAGCUAUUAGAUUUAUUCGAAAGUGAGGAUCCAAGGGAACGUGAUUUCUUAAAGACCACCUUACACCGAAUCUAUGGGAAAUUCCUAAAUCUUCGCGCAUUUAUUCGAAGAUCAAUUAACAAUGUAUUUUUCCAGUUUAUAUAUGAAACCGAACGUCAUAACGGUAUAGCUGAAUUGUUGGAAAUUCUCGGGAGUAUCAUCAAUGGUUUUGCAUUACCCCUAAAAGACGAACAUAAGACUUUUCUUACGAAAGUCUUGAUACCUUUACAUAAGGUUAAAUCUUUGACAUUAUAUCAUCCACAGCUUGCGUAUUGCGUAGUACAAUUCCUCGAGAAGGAUCCCUCGCUAACUGAAGAAGUUAUUUGUGGUUUGCUUCGAUAUUGGCCGAAAGUUGAAAUUAAAG